Eimeria tenella is the source of this 585-nucleotide messenger RNA. RefSeq lists its product as uncharacterized. The record is from RefSeq and is a predicted model, not a curated record. Lineage: Eukaryota; Apicomplexa; Conoidasida; Eucoccidiorida; Eimeriidae. The transcript has a single exon. The coding region runs from base 1 to 585 and encodes 194 amino acids.
AUGCGACAGAGCCCAGGGCCGCAUCGCGCUAAGUGGCAGCAGAACUCCUAUGCGGAUUCCAAACAGCGUGCAGUGGAAUACUCCGUUGGAGACAACGUGUGGCUCAGCAACAUACACCUACCCACCCUGAACAACUGUUCCAUGUUUGAACCCCGCUACCAGGGCCCCUUUCAUAUAAAGGGACGCACAGGAUCCAUGGCCUACCGCCUUGCUGUGCUGCCUACCUAUGAGUGUCACAACGUCUUCCGUGUGCCGCAACUCGUUCCUCACUGCCCCCGCGAGCCUGACGGGGUUCCGCAGGAAGCGACCGUGGGGUGGCCCCGUACCCGUGACGUUGCUGGCAACUUGACUGACCACUACCCUGUGGACAAAAUCCUUGGUCAGAGAGGCUCUGGCGAUGACGCCUAUUACCUCGUGAAGUGGAGCGAUGCCCGCGAACCAUGCGCUGCAUGGGAACCAGCCCAGCUCCUUGUCGGACGCCCCGUCUUGGUACGCGCCUGGCGACGCCGCCAGCAUCGCCAACUACGUGCCCAGCCCAACCCUCUACCGCUCACCACCCCCAUCUCCCCUAAAGCUCUUCCGUAG